Molecule: messenger RNA, 990 nt
Organism: Podospora anserina S mat+
Lineage: Eukaryota; Fungi; Ascomycota; Sordariomycetes; Sordariales; Podosporaceae
Exons: 2
Coding region: 1-990 (329 amino acids)
Source: RefSeq, a predicted model, not a curated record
AUGGCGACAUCGCCGACAUCAGGCGCGUUUCCUGGCCCAUUCACCAUUACGCGAACCAAGGUCUUCCUGCUGGUUUCCCUGGCAUUGACCUGGUGGUUUGCCUCCCUGUUUCCGCACUACAAGCCAGUGAUUCAGGAGACGUUCAAGGCGAGAUUAAACGAUGCGCUCCUGAAGCUACCAUCCAUCCAAGUCGACUGGGACACGUCGGUGGAGGUUUCUGAGGCAUACAAUGCGUCCAAAGUCGCCAUCAUAAUCGAGCCAAGGCCACUGCCGCAUCUUGUACCGCACAUCUUGUACAUGAUGAACGUGGUGCCCCCUGAAUGGCGCUUUGUCUUCAUAGGCUCAAAAGGUAGUGUAACGGGCAUGGAGGAGUCGGCGGCCGUCAAACACCGCCAAAUCAUCGGGAAGCUGGACUUGAUGGUGCUGCCGGAGCCUUGGGAGAUUGACUCCAAGGAGAAAGUGUUUCGAACACUGACGGAUAUCCGAUUUUACGACGAGUUCUUGCCGGGCGUCGAAUAUUUGUUAAAGUACGAGGCCGACAGCAUCUUGUGCGCCAAUUCCGAGGACAGCUUGAACGACUGGCUGGAUUGGGACUUUGUUGGCGCACCGAGGAGGGCAGAUGAUCAUUUUGCGGGCAAUGGCGGUCUGUCACUUCGACGUGUGUCAACCAUCAAGAGGGUGCUCAGCUUCCAAGCCAGAUUGAACGACAGCGACCCCGAGGACGAGUGGUUUGGAAAGCGCGUCUAUGUCUUGCCGGGCGCCAAGGUUGCGUCGGGUGUUGAAGAGGCUCUGGCGGUAGAAGACGUCUACCGCGAGGGAGCCAUGGGCUACCAUGUUCGUGAUGGUGGCAAUAACAUUGCUGAUGCUGUCUGGAAGCAGCCUGAGCAAAGGAAGAAGAUAUUUCAAUAUUGCCCAGAGUUGACCAUGAUCAUGGAGAUGAAGCUCGAGAGGCAGCGGUGUCCAGGGGAUAAGGGGACGGGUCGCGAAUGA